AUGAACCCUACUGUCAGCACUGCCAAGGGGCUUCACACAGAGGGACGAAGGUGCUUCGUGAGCCAGGCUGUGGCAGAGAGUUUCUCUUGGGCUCCCAAAAGGCAUGGCUGUGGUAAGGACAUAAGCAAGCAGCCAGAGGAGCCAGCAGACAGCAGCACACUAGAAAGGGUUCACCUCCCUUCAGCCCUUACCCAGCAGUGCCAUGCUACAGAACCAAUGGCUGGACCCUCAGAAACAUGGGUUGGGCCCUGGACACCAGAGAAGGUGAAGAAGCCCAAGAAGGCAGUGCUCUCCUGCCUGAGUGAAGACAAGAACAUCAGCAUGGAGGAGGGCAAGCAGAUCCUGGUAGGUGACGUGGGCCAGAGGGUAGAUGACCCCUAUGCCACCUUUGUCAAGAUAUUGCCAGACAAAGACUGCCACUAUGCCCUCUAUGACGCAACCUACGAGACCAAGGAGAGCAAGAAGGAGGACCUGGUGUUUAUCUUUGAGUCUUCACUCCUUACGAGCAAAAUGAUCUAUGCCAGCUCCAAGGAUGCCAUCAAGAAGCUGAUAGGGACCAAGCAUGAAUUACAAGUAAACUGCUCUGAUGUCAAGGACCGCUGCACUCUGGCAGAGAACCUGGAGGGCAAGCAUUUCUGAGACUCCUCCAGCCCC
Messenger RNA from Phyllostomus discolor (pale spear-nosed bat), 654 nucleotides. RefSeq names its product cofilin-1-like. The record is from RefSeq and is a predicted model, not a curated record. NCBI's taxonomy places the organism in Eukaryota, Metazoa, Chordata, Mammalia, Chiroptera, Phyllostomidae. Gene Ontology annotation, molecular function: actin filament binding. Gene Ontology annotation, biological process: cell motility; actin filament fragmentation; actin filament severing. Gene Ontology annotation, cellular component: actin cortical patch; cytoplasm; lamellipodium.